AUGCGCGUUGUGACGAACAAGGCUCCGAGUGAUACGGGCGAUCCGGGCGUAGGAAGUGGAUCACUCGAGGGCCUCAUCAACGGCACUCUAUGGGCUCGUAUCACAUAUAAGCACCUUUUGGGCGGGUCUGCAGCCUGUGCUGCCACUGGUGUUGGCUACAAGUUGUGA
Colletotrichum graminicola M1.001 is the source of this 168-nucleotide messenger RNA. RefSeq lists its product as uncharacterized. NCBI's taxonomy places the organism in Eukaryota, Fungi, Ascomycota, Sordariomycetes, Glomerellales, Glomerellaceae. The record is from RefSeq and is a predicted model, not a curated record. The coding region runs from base 1 to 168 and encodes 55 amino acids. The transcript has a single exon.